UGUCAAAGGAAAUUUCACCAAAUCUCUGAAUGACCAAAUCUUUGGCGCUGAUCAAAGGCUGAGCACGUCUGUGGUUCAGCUAAGUACCUAAAUCGAAAAUGUCUGUUGACAAUAAAAGCACGAUGACAACGGGAACAUCGAUGGUGCCAGAGAAAACUAAAACUACAGAUGAUAGUGAGGAAAUCCUCGAUGUGGCAUUGCGGGUGUCAGCAAAUGGGAUGAGACUAGGCAGCCUCCUCCGCACUUGGACUGAAGUUUCCAGAAUAAAUUACAUGUCCUCGCAGCCCUUGGACGUUAUUACUUCUGCCAUACAUGUCGAAGGAGACAACAUAAGACGUCGCACAAUUGGUAUACCGAUGAAUGUGUAUUCGAUACAAUCGUUCGUCCCCACGGAACUUCGAAACAAAAGUGAAGAAGAGCUGUUCGCCGAGCAAUUUCCCGUGAACGUAACUCCUUUGAUGAACGAGGAUCAACUAUGGGGUUGCUUCUACAUAGUCCCGGAGAUCUACGCAGAUAUAUACUCACCUACAGUAAGAAUUCGAAAAAUAGAAGAUGUCCCGGAUUUAGUUGGAGGGGUCCUGACCAGGGACAUGGUGACCGCUUGCCUGUCCUAUUUGAAACGCACACCUAUACUGGGUGACUUUGUUUAUAUCAAACUUAACCUCGCUGCGAAGCACCUCAUUAACAUAGAUGUUCUACAACACUACAAAUAUAUAGUUUACCUGGACAUCUCGUCUAACUUGCUGACAGAACUUACCGUUCUUUCACACCUACUUUAUCUCCAGUUUCUCUCAGUUGCCUUCAAUAGGCUCAGCAACGUCUUGGAAUACGAUACACCCCAAUGGUUUUUAACAGAAGUACACUACAAAUUUAAUUCAGUAAAAAAAAUAAGAGAUCUCAGUAUGUUCUGGUCAAUAACGAUUUUAGAUUUGUCCCACAAUAAUAUCAAAAAUAUUAGUGGUCUAGAAAACUUGAGGUACUUACGCCGUCUGGACUUAUCAUUCAACCAUAUCCAGCGUCUGGAAAAUUUGAACAACUUACAUUUACUCUGGCUCGACGUAUCCUACAAUAACAUCUCAAGCUUCGAAAUCAGUGCCACCACCGGCCUGUGGACACUUCUAUAUCUUGAAUAUUUGAAUCUCAACGAAAACAAUCUAACAUCUAUGAAAAUAUUUUCUGGUUGUACUAGACUCCGCGAAUUGCAUGCGCGUAACAACCGCCUGUGUAUGCUCCUCGAACUGGCGGUCUACAUGCGCCAGAUGCGCAGACUGAUCGUGAUGGACCUACGAGCCAACCCGGUAUGCUCAACGCCGGGGUACAAUGAGGUCGUCAUUAACACCUUCCCCCUGCUACUCAGCUUAGACGCUCAAGAAUUGGACCCUGUCAUACAGAGAAGUUACAAAAUGGAGAAGACGCCCGACAUUCACACAUUUGCCACACGUCGCCUGUUGCGUCUUUUAUACAUUGAGCAGCUGUCACGAGCUCGGGUAUCCUCCAAUGUACCACCUGCUGACACUACCGACAUUGGUCUGGUCGUACUAGUUGGUUACGAAUGUGUAGGUAAAGGCACAUUAGCGAGGCGACUCGCUCAGUGUUGUCCGUCAAACGUGGAGCUCGGUUGCCUACACACCACAGCGACCUAUCAUGCCCUUAACCGCUACAAGGAGGUUUCACGCAUCAAGUUCGAUGACAUGCUGCUUGCCGGUGAAUUUCUCUCUUAUAGUGAAAUGGACGGAGAAUCAUAUGGGCUGAGCCGUGAAGAAGCAUUCGUAAAUGAGGGUAAAGUUAAGAUUGUUUGUAUGGACCUAAUAGGGGCAUUGAUGCUUGCGUUGCGCGGACUAAGACCUUACUUAAUUCUUGUCACCAAAUUAGACAAAGUAUCACUAGAAUUGAAACAAAAGAAACGUAGAAGCGAGCGUAAUUUAGCAAACCAGCAAAGAAUGUCGUUGGAAACACCGUUGGAAAGAUCAACUUUACAAGUGUUGUUGUCGGGCCGAAUCAUAAUUACAGGCAUACUUAACGAAAUCCUUUAUUUUCUGCCCGAGGAAAAAGAAAAAAGUGAAUUCGUUAUGGAGUCGGAAUGUUCCCUCAUGAUGGACAGCGAAGCACGCAAGGCCACGAACAAUUACAACAGGGGAUACAAUCUACUCACAUUAUUAGCACCGAGCACUACUUCGAUAGAAGAAUCGGCACACCGUCCUCAAGAACAAAGUCAAGUAGAAUCCAGUUUGUAUUCCUUAUACAAGGAGUCGCAGGGAACGGACGCGGAGUACAAUAGCUAUGGACAAAGCUCCUACCAAGAGAGCAGGAAUCAAACUAACGCUAAGCACAAUGAUAGACGACAAUCUAAGGGUGGACCGAAAAGUGUUGAUUUUAGUAGAUACACCUCUUCAACAUGGAAAGGAUAUUCUGUGUUGCCGGAUGGCUCGAAAUCUUCCAAAUCGGUAACGUUCACAUCUCAGGACAAUGUUGGUCACGUGGACACGACAGGCAAAGCAGCUGAACCAAAACAGCCAGCUGAGAAAGGCAGUGGUAAAAUCGAUGAUCCUCGAGCACCAAAUAAGAUGAAGACAGGCCGCUCAAUCAGUACAAAAGUUACAGGACUGAAGGACGGCGGACGGUUCGCUACCACUGGCAACUCCAGCGAUGACCUGGACUUGUGGCUCGCGUUUUUAAUGGAAACCGGCUUACUCAGAGCCAGUAGCUUCCGUCAAAUAUCUGAUGUCGCAGUACGCAAAGAUACCCGCGUGGACGAUCCUGAUGCAAUCAUAAGACAAUUGGCCGAUUAUCAAAUGGAACCUGGUGAAACUAGUACUACCAAUGUCAGAGAUGAUUAUGAAGAUAUCCAUCGCAAGUAUCCUGGAAUAUUUUGGGACACUGUAGCUACAGACAAUGCUGAUGAAGCUUACACCAAAUUGAAGCACAUCAUUCAAAAUAUUAUUAAUUUCCAACCUCGUCUGAAACCAAUGUUUGAUAUAGAUUUUGUAAACCUACCAUGCUAUUCUACUGUGGAAAGCAGGCUUGACAACAUUUCUAAACAAAUAGCACCUCAGAGACUAUUCAAUUAAAGUUAUUAAUAAAAAAUCAGAAUGUUUUAUUAUGUAAUAGUUGUAUUACAAUUAAGUAAAUUAGUAUAAUACAGCUUUGGAAUGAAAAGAUUAUCUAGAUUAUUUAGAGACUUAAUAUUUACCAAUAAACUUUGCAAUGAGCAAAAACAACUAUUGUUAGCAUUUACCAUUUUCACUAUAGGUAUAGAUAUGAGUGGAUAUAAAAUUGUGUUUAGAGAAUUGGCAUUCUUUAUUUAUCACAAAAACUAUAUUCAAUUAAAAAUGAUGCCCAUUUAGCUAAUGAGAUCAUCAAAAGGUAUCAUGGACUUUUUAGGAAUUCUACCAAAUACUAUUUAACCAAAUACAUUUUUACUAAGCCAAAUCAAAUGAAAUGGUAUAAAAUCUUUUCAUUCCUUCACUAAAUUCAUUUAUACAUCCAGUGAACGAAACUUAAAAUGGAUUUCUUAAUUGUUGUUUGUCUUAACACAUUAAAAUAUAAAAAACACUUCAUCUAAAGAUCAUUUAAAUACCAUUGUGUCGAGCAUUGCUCCAAGACAUUGCACAAUGUUAUUGGACAUUAGUACAUCUACUUUCUCUUCUAAAUGCCUCUUGGGAUCUUGUUUGCCUACAUUCUUAAUUGCCAACUGUUCGGGUGUCAUUUUCUCUUCAUCUUCAAGUGCUUUGUUGUAAUUUUUAGCUAGGUCCAGCAUAUCUGUCACUGUUGUUUCAUUGAUUGAACAGUGUUCCUUAUAAUCUGACAAUGUGAGACCAUCCAUCCAGGACUUUUUAUGAAGGUUCAACAGCAUCUUUUGCUCUAGCUCAUUUUUCCUAUAGUUUAUACUGAUAGAGUAAUAGUGGCGGUUGAGACCGUGAAUGAGAGCCUGCACUGAGGGUUUCUGUAAAUGACCCAAGUUGGAUGUUGUCUGCCUUGGUUCCUGCCCAAGCACCAUCAUGUUAGGAUUGAUUAGUCUAAACGCAUCAAUCACAACUUUGCCUUUUACUGACUGAAUCGGAUCAACCACUACAGCUACAGCACGUUCAGACAAAGCUUCGAAAGACUGCUGAGUAUUAAUGUCGACUCCAGAUAACCAACAUCCAAAGCCAGGAUGCGAGUGGUACC
Chilo suppressalis (striped riceborer) is the source of this 4167-nucleotide messenger RNA. Lineage: Eukaryota; Metazoa; Arthropoda; Insecta; Lepidoptera; Crambidae. The record is from the annotation of a GenBank genome assembly.